AUGGAGCCUAGUUGUGUAUUUUAUAGCUGUUAUUUGAUUAGGUCUUUAAAUCCAGACUAUCCAAACAGAGUUUAUGUUGGGUCUACACCAGACCCUAUCAAACGUUUGAGACAACACAAUGGAGAGAUUACACAAGGUGCAAAGAAGACAACACCGUAUCGUCCUUGGGAAAUGGUAAUGUUGGUUUAUGGAUUCCCUAGCAACUUGUGUGCACUUGCAUUUGAAAAUGCCUGGCAACAUCCUCUAGAGUCUCGACACCUCAAAAGAUCAAAGUGUUAUGCCAACAAGGACAAUGCUUUUGGAAUGAGUAGUAAACAACAUGCGAAUCUAUUGCUUUCCAAGAUGCGGGCUGUACAUGAUGUCUUGUCCACAAAGCCGUUUUCUCGGUGGCCACUCAAUAUUCACUUUAUUACCCCAGCUUUCAAAUGCCUGUUUGAGGCAGAGGGGCAGGGUAUGGCGGGUAUUCUGCUACCCCAUCACAUAAAGACUACACUUGGACCACUGACUAAUCUUCCACUUAAGAAAUUCCAAUUGGAUAAGAAAGACGACCCUGUAUAUCAUAAUUUUUGUUCAAUGGCUGAUAAAGUGCCUUGUUAUAUGUGUAAACUUGAUGUUGAGAAAAAGAAUACACAGGCGUUUGUAGGCUGUUUAGAUUGUAAGAUGGUAACACAUCUAAGGUGUCUUGCCAGUCAUCUUCUUCUUAUGGACUCUGAUUCUGACAAUGAACUUGUACCAGUCAAAGGAAAAUGCCCCAAAUGUGACACUGAUAUGCUUUGGGGAGAUCUUAUUCAGGCACUCAAAAAACGUAGCACUUGGGCACUCGAAGAACAAUAA
Messenger RNA from Phycomyces blakesleeanus NRRL 1555(-), 834 nucleotides. RefSeq lists its product as hypothetical. NCBI's taxonomy places the organism in Eukaryota, Fungi, Mucoromycota, Mucoromycetes, Mucorales, Phycomycetaceae. The record is from RefSeq and is a predicted model, not a curated record. Gene Ontology annotation, molecular function: 5'-flap endonuclease activity; crossover junction DNA endonuclease activity. Gene Ontology annotation, biological process: double-strand break repair via homologous recombination. Gene Ontology annotation, cellular component: Slx1-Slx4 complex. The transcript is spliced from 4 exons. The coding region runs from base 1 to 834 and encodes 277 amino acids.